Danio rerio (zebrafish) is the source of this 3949-nucleotide messenger RNA. Lineage: Eukaryota; Metazoa; Chordata; Actinopteri; Cypriniformes; Danionidae. The record is from RefSeq and is a predicted model, not a curated record.
GCUCCAGUGGUCUCCAGUACAGCCCAGUCUCUCGUUCUCCCACAGCUGUUGCCUUUUUAGGAGACACCUGAUCGCCACACAAAGAGCUGCUGAUAAGAGUGUGUUGGUCAGAUGAUGGUCAGCCUCUGUCACACACACACUGAUGGAGAAGUUCCAGGCGGCGAUGGUUCUGGGAGCGGUGGGAGACGCGCUGGGCUCCCGCUGGCAGACCUGCAGCUCGGGCUCUCAGAUCCAGCAGGAGCUCCGGGCCCUCGGGGGACUCGCGGCCCUUAAACUGGAUGCAGAACACUGGCCACUGAGUGACGGAGCCCUGAUGCACAUGACCACCGCUGAGGCCCUGAUCACUGAUUACUGGUGUCUGGAGGAUCUGUACCGUGAGCUGGUGCGGCUCUAUGUGGAGGCCAUGGUGAGUCUGCAGGGUCGAGUCCCGGAGCCCAGCACUGUGGAGGGCUGUGCAAACCUCAAACCACACAACUUCCUGCUGGCCUGGCACACACCCUUCAACGAGAAAGGUUCUGGUCACGGAGCCGCCACUAAAGCCAUGUGUAUAGGGAUGCGCUACUGGCAGCCGGAGCGGCUUCACACAUUGGUGGAAGUGAGCAUCGAGGCAGGCCGAAUGACCCACAACCACCCCAUAGGGUUUCUGGGCUCUCUCUGCACGGCUCUCUUCGCCUCGUUCGCAGUGCAGGGCCGUCCGCUGGUCAGCUGGGGUCGAGAGCUCCUGAAGACGCUCCCCAAAGCAGAGGAGUACUGCAGGAAGACCAUCCGCCACAUGGCAGAGUACCAGGAGACGUGGUUCUACUUCGAGGCCAAGUGGCAGUUUUAUCUGGAGGAGCGCGGGAUUGAAGACGGACAGAGCAAACCCUCCUUUCCUGAGAGAUACGACGCAGACGAGACGGACAGGAUGUAUAAGCGCUGGAGUUCUGAGGGCUGUGCGGGUCGGCGGGGUCACGACGCUCCAAUGAUCGCGUAUGAUGCUCUGCUGGCGGCCGGAUCCGACUGGGAGGAACUCUGCAGACGCGCUAUACUGCACGGAGGAGAGAGCAGUGCUACAGGUCUGAUCUCCGGCUGUCUGUUCGGGCUCCUCCAUGGCCUCAGUGCGGCCCCCACCGGCCUCCAUCAGGAUCUGGACAGGAGAGAGAAACUGCAGGACCUGGGAGAGCGACUGUACCGAGCAGCGGCGCUAGAGAAAGCACAGAGAGACGGACGGCGGAUCUCCAUCACUUCAACUCUGGAUCUGAAAUCUGUCAAACAGCUGAUCCUGGAUCGAUCUACACACCCGAAAAUCAGAGGAAUCCUGGAGGAUCUGCUGCUUUACCAAGCCGGAGAUCCUCCAAACCCUGUUUCAGCAUCUCAGGAGUCUCCGAGGGUCAGUCCACGGCUCAGCGCGUUCCAGCUGCUCAGAUCCAAGUUCCUGAAGAGUUCGCAGAAGCCCGGGGUCAGCCGCAGGAGAGAAGUGGGCUCUCUGAAUGUCAAGGAGCGCCAGAUUAAAGACACACACACGCUGAGAGCCAACGCAAGAGCUGGAAUGAAGAGAAAAGCCUCACGUGUUCAGGACAUGCUGGAGAAAUUUGCAGCACUGGAGAAAAAGGACAUGAAGAAACAGACGCAGCGGUGCAGCGGCGGAGACAGUGCGUUCAGCAGCAUCAUCAAGGCAUUCGAGACUUUAGUGACGGCACACAAACACAAUCCAUCAUGCCGGGUCAAGAAACACAGCAGAUCUAUUGAUACACAAGAUACACUCAAGAAACUCGGCGGAAAGACAACUGAUACACCAGGACUCACAAGCAAAGCAACCGAUUCACAAGAACUCAUGAACAAAUCAACUGAUUCACAAGAACUCAUGAACAAAUCAACUGAUUCACAAGAAGAACUCACAACAAAAUCAACUGAUUCACAAGAACCCAUGAACAAAUCAACUGAUUCACAAGUACUCACAAAUGAAUCAACUAAUUUACCAGUACUCAGAAAUAAAUUAACUGAUUCACAAGUACUCACUGUCAACUCAACUGAUUCACAAAGAGUUCUCACAAACAUAUCAACUGAUUCACCACAGGCAUUCAAAAGUAAAUCAGCUGAUUCACAAGUACUCACUGAUUCAAAUAAAAUACUCAGACAUAACAAAACAAAUUCAGAAGAAAUACUCAGGCAACACACCAAAACUGAUUCACUAAAAGCAUUCAAAACCAAAUCAAAUGAUUCACAUGAAGAACUCACAAGUAAAUCAACUGAUUCACAAGUACUCAUGCCCAAAUCAAAUGAUUCCCAAGUACUCAAAUGCAAAUCAAAUGAUUCACAAGUACUCACAAACAAAUCAAAUGAUUCACAUGAAGUACUCACAAGCAAAUCAAAUGAUUCACAAGAAGUACUCACAAGCAAAUCAAAUGAUUCACAUGAAGUACUCACAAGCAAAUCAAAUGAUUCACAUGAAGUACUCACAAGCAAAUCAAAUGAUUCACAAGAAGUACUCACAAGCAAAUCAAAUGAUUCACAUGAAGUACUCACAAGCAAAUCAAAUGAUUCACAAGAAUUACUGACAAGCAAAUCAAAAGAAUUACAAGUACUCACAACCAAAUCAAUUGAUUCACAUGAAGUAGUCAUAACCGAAUCAACUGAUUCAUAUGAAGUACUCACAAAUAAAUCAAUUGAUUCUCAUGAAGUACUCACAAACAAACCAAAUGAUUCACAUGAAGUACUCAUGACCAAAUCAACUAAUUCACAAGUACUCAAAAACAAAUUAACUGAUUCACAAGUACUCACAAACAAAUCAACUGAUUCACAUGAAGUACUCAUGACCGAAUCAACUGGUUCACAUGAAGUACUCACAAACAAAUCAACUGAUUCACGUGAAGUACUCAUGACCGAAUCAACUAAUCCACAAGUACUCAAAAACAAACCAACUGAUUCACCUACAGUAUUCAUGAUUGAAUCAACUGAUUUACAAGUACUCACAAACAAAUCGAAUGAUUCAGAAGUACUCAAGGGCAAAUCAAUUGUUUCACAUAAAGUACUAAUGGCCAAAUCAAUUGACUCACAUGCAGGACAGGACGAUUUUGGACAGCAGGACCUGAAUGAAGCCUUCAGUUCUGUUGUGUUGGAUUCAGAGCAACAAACAGAGGAACAUCCAACCAUGACCAUUCCUCCAUCAUCAGUCAGGCCUUCUGCUGAAGUCUGGACAUUAAUGAGCUCCACAAAGCCUCUGGUGCAGACAGGAGAUCAACAUGAAGAGUGGAAUGAUGAAGAAUCGAUUCCUCCUCAUGAGACAGACAGACAGCAGGAGCGUUUCUGCUCAGACGCCACCGCCAGCGCUGACCUCAGUUCUAGAGUUUCUGAUGGUCAGAAGAUGAAUGAGGAGAAAUCAGGAGAAACACAGAAGUACAGGAGCGUAAACUACAGCGAGCCUUCAGCGAGACUCACCUACAUCCCGAAAAUCAUCCGCUUCACCGACACCUUUAACUUCUGAACACACUGACACAUAAACACUGCAGUAUCAGUCCUGCUGUCAACAUUUACAUUCUUGUUCAAGUAUUGUUUGAGUUUUUCAACACAUUUUUAAAUAUAAUAGUUUUAAUAACUACUUUCUAAUAACAUUUUUAUUGCUGUCAAAAGAUUAAUUGUUAUUAAUUACAUCUAAAAUUAUGUGUGUGUGUGUGUAUAUAUAUAUAUAUAUAUAUAUAAAUCUUUUAGGUUUGGCAUUUUUUGUAUUAUACAUGUGUUUUAUUUAUAAAUAGACAAUAUUUAUACACAGUGAGUACAAACUAUAAUUUUGGAUGUGAUUAAUCAUUUGAGAGCAAUGCAUAUUUUAUCUGUGUCAUGAUGACAGUAGAUAAUAUUUGACUAGUUAUUCUGCAAGAUAUUACAAAGAGUUUCUCCAGAACAAUAUAAUAUAGGGUCCUUUGCACUGUUAAACAUCAUUUGGGAAAGAAUAAAAAGUUCACAUGAGGCCGAA